GUAAUCACUAAAAUAACUACUAUUCCUACUAUGCUGGGCGAGGCCAUUAUAUAAAUGGUCUUUUUUUCUCUGACGGAUUCAUCAUUUUUCAUCUUCUCUUCUUCUUCCGUGUUUUUGUGCUGUUCAACCAAAGGAGGAUCCCGAUCUCUCUGUCAGGAGUCGCUAUGGCUUCCAAGCGGAUCUUGAAGGAGCUCAAAGAUCUUCAAAAGGAUCCUCCUACUUCUUGUAGUGCUGGACCUGUUGCUGAGGACAUGUUUCAUUGGCAAGCAACGAUCAUGGGUCCUCCAGACAGUCCUUAUUCUGGUGGAGUUUUCCUGGUGACAAUCCAUUUUCCUCCAGAUUAUCCAUUCAAGCCACCUAAGGUGGCUUUCAGGACAAAAGUUUUCCACCCAAACAUAAACAGCAACGGAAGCAUAUGUCUUGACAUUUUAAAGGAGCAGUGGAGCCCUGCUCUAACAAUUUCCAAGGUGUUGCUUUCGAUAUGUUCACUUCUGACGGACCCUAAUCCUGAUGAUCCUUUGGUCCCGGAGAUUGCACACAUGUACAAGACAGACCGGAACAAGUACGAGAGUACUGCAAGGAGCUGGACCCAGAAGUAUGCCAUGGGCUAAAUGCACAUUGGUAUUUGUGGGAUCAGGACAUUGUACUUUCAGACACUUUGUUAUUUACAUUGAAUAUAUGAAUGAGUUCAUCUGUUCUUUGAGGAGAGGAAAAUGAUGGAUGCUGCUCUUUAAUAGUUGUAUGAACAAUUUGAUCUUUGAAAGAAACCAAUGAAUUAACCUUUUCUUAUAUUUGCAGAC
Messenger RNA from Solanum pennellii, 800 nucleotides. RefSeq names its product SUMO-conjugating enzyme UBC9. Gene Ontology annotation, cellular component: nucleus. The coding region runs from base 165 to 611 and encodes 148 amino acids. Gene Ontology annotation, molecular function: ubiquitin conjugating enzyme activity. The record is from RefSeq and is a predicted model, not a curated record. Lineage: Eukaryota; Viridiplantae; Streptophyta; Magnoliopsida; Solanales; Solanaceae. The transcript has 5 exons. Gene Ontology annotation, biological process: protein polyubiquitination.